Eublepharis macularius is the source of this 960-nucleotide messenger RNA. Its product is annotated as olfactory receptor 52P1-like. Gene Ontology annotation, biological process: G protein-coupled receptor signaling pathway. Gene Ontology annotation, molecular function: olfactory receptor activity; G protein-coupled receptor activity. The record is from RefSeq and is a predicted model, not a curated record. The transcript has a single exon. The coding region runs from base 1 to 960 and encodes 319 amino acids. Gene Ontology annotation, cellular component: membrane. Lineage: Eukaryota; Metazoa; Chordata; Lepidosauria; Squamata; Eublepharidae.
AUGUCUGCUUUUGGUGGGAACUACAGUGGCCCCUUCCACCCUUCGGUCUUCUUCCUUGUGGGCAUCCCAGGCUUAGAGGCUGCCCACGUCUGGCUGUCCAUCCCGCUCAGCUUGAUCUACGUGGUGACAGUGCUGGGGAACUGCACCAUCAUGCGGACCAUCUGGGUGGAGGAGAGCCUACACGAGCCCAUGUAUUUAUUCCUCUGCAUGCUGGCAGUUGUGGACCUGGCCGGCUCGACCUCGGUGGUGCCCAAAAUGCUCUGCCUCUUCUGGUUUGGCUCUCACGAGAUCCCCUUUGAAGGCUGCCUGCUGCAGAUGUUCUUCAUCCACGCACUCUCCAUCAUUGAGUCGGCCAUAUUGUUGGCCAUGGCCUUUGACCGCUACGUGGCUAUCUGCCAGCCCCUGCAAUACGCCACCAUCCUGACAAAUCCAACCAUCAUGAAGAUCGGCUGCCUGGCCGUUGUGAGAGGGGCAGUCUUGACCUCCCCGUUUCCCAUCCUUGCCAGCAGACUCCCCUACUGCCAGACGAAUGUGGUCCCUCACACAUACUGUGAGCACAUGGGCAUCGUCCGGUUGGCCUGUGCUGGCACUAUUGUCAGCAACCUGUAUGGCCUCACUGUGGCUCUGCUUGUGGUAGGUCUGGAUCUGCUCUUCAUUGGGGUCUCCUACGCCAAGAUUAUCUUGACGGUGCUGAGGCUGCCAUCUCAGGAAGCUCAGGCCAAGGCCUUCAACACCUGCGGCUCCCACAUCUGUGUGAUUGUCUUGGCCUACACGCCCGCCCUCUUCUCCUUCCUCACACACCGCUUUGGCCACAACGUGGCCCCCUACAUCCACAUCCUCAUUGGCAACUUUUACAUUCUGGUGCCCCCGCUCUGCAAUCCCAUUGUGUAUGGCAUAAAGACCAAGCUGAUCCGUGACAAGGUGGUCGGCCUGCUCUCGAGGAAAAAGGACGUCUCCUAG